Molecule: messenger RNA, 1516 nt
Organism: Saprolegnia diclina VS20
Lineage: Eukaryota; Oomycota; Saprolegniomycetes; Saprolegniales; Saprolegniaceae
Exons: 1
Coding region: 11-1468 (485 amino acids)
Source: RefSeq, a predicted model, not a curated record
CGGUCAGGUCAUGUUUCGUGGCGCCAUGACGAUGCCAAAACGAUCCAAGCCAUCGGUGCCCAAGCCGACCCUGCCGCAGAACGUCUUUACCAAGAUAGUGAGCUACCUCGACAGGCACACUACCUUCUUUGCGGCACUGGACGCCCUUGCAACGGUCGAGCGGGAUCCGUUCCUGCUUGCCCUUUCGACGCUUCGCCAAGACUGCGCACCAUGGCAGCUCUGGCCACUUUUUCAUGCAAGCGACGUUGCUGCUGCAUCCGGAGGGCUCGGGGCAGUGUUUGAUCUCGCUUUGAGCAACCACCCGCUCGUGCAACUGGAAACCAACAGUCCGGUGCGGUACUUUAGCAUGGUCUCGGGCGACGUGCACCUGACGGCGGACGCGGCGAUUCUGGUUCAUCUCAACGACGCGUCCUUGGCAAAGGUGACUGACUUGGCCGUGGAGAUGGCCAUCGGACAAUCGCUCCAGGGCGUGAUGGCGCACGUGACCCACGCCCGCCGAUUGCGAUCGCUCAGCCUCUCGCUGAACAUUCGUGAGUUUACCCAAGAAGCCACGCCCGAGGUACUUCGCGAGGCGGUGCCAUCCAACCUGCGGUCGAUGCGGCUGAACGUCUUUGGGCGCAGCACGCCCCUUGCCGAUGAGGCCACGGCGCGCUACCUCGCACAGGUGCUUUUGUCGUUACCCAUCACAGCGCUCGAGCUCCACUCGGUGCGAAUGGACGUCUUUGCCGCGCGAGUGCUCUACGAUGCGAUGGUUGAUGCACCCAAGCUGUGUAAGAUGGUCCUUAUGGCAAACACGGACCUUGCUUGCAUGCUUGCGGCCUUUGGCCAGCCGUGGACGUGCCACCGUCCUCACGAGCAUGAGUCAAGCUGCAACGAGAGAGCAUUUGCGUCGGCCAAGCUCGUCUUUCCCAACAUUGAGUCAUGGACCAUCGUGCCACGGCAGUCCGAGACAAGCCGCGCCUUGCAGACGCUGGCUGUCAUGACCCACGCGCGUAGAUUCUCGGUGCACCUUCUGGGCGAUCUGGACGAGACAGACUUUGUAACCAAGCUUUUGCCGCGCCUUGGGCGACUCUCGCGCUUGCAAGGGGCUCAACUCUCGGGGCAGCAACUCUUUGCUAACGCGUCUCGCGUCGCGCUGCUGAUCGAGACACUGCGCGAGUUGCGUCAUCUGUCGUCGUUGCGCCUCAACUACACGGGUCUCGCGACGGACGGUCUUCGAUCGCUGCUGCCGUUAAUGGCCGCGCACCCCCAGCUCGCGCAUGUCGACUUGGGUGAGAACAACUUGGCGGACGACGCGGUGCCUUUGCUAAAACAAGUGAUUGCAAUGCCGCAGAUGCAGUCGCUUUGGGUCACCGCCAACAACCUCACGGACCGUGCCAAGCAUGAACUCUGUGACUACCUGCGUCAACUACGUCGGUCGUCACUGCACUUGGGACUGGACGACGGCGAUCUCAAUUGCGAUGUGUAGCAGACCUUGAUCGGUACACGUCCAUUUCCGCGUUCAAAGCAUUGAGCU